AAAGAUUGCGGGUUUCUCAGUUAGAACGGACGAAAUUGAAAUUGAGAGUAGAAGUUGAAGAACGAACUUGUAACAGUUAUGAAUUUGAACAUCUGAUGAUAUAUCUGGGUUUUUAAACAGACUGCAGUUCAAUGUAGGCUUCAAAAGCCGUAUGGUUUUACGGAAAUUUAUUCACUACAACACUCGAUAUGAAUACCUGUGACGAUGAGAUAAGUGAACAGUUAUUUAAUAAGCGUUUUUGGAACACAUUUCGCUGUCAAUUAACGAUCCAUAUACCUCUUAAAUGCUGACAACAGGCUUUAGAAAGGCCUCAAAUUCACGCCCGUUAAUAACUACAGCAAUUAUUUUAUGGAUAUGUGUUAUUCUCUACUUAAGCUUCAAUUUCUUUAAUUUGGAAAAUAAUGAUCAGAAAAAUACAGCAUGUCAGUCAUUAUUAGAUGUUGUUAAUGGUUUAAAAACACGAGUUGAUAUUGGAUCAGAGAAUUUACAAUUAUUUCUCAAAUCAUAUGAUAGUCAUAGGAAUGCCAGUCCUGUCACAGAAGAUACUGAAAAGUCAGAUGGUAGACAUGGUAUGGCACAUGAAAUAUUACGUCGUCGAUCUUUGUAUUACGCUAAAGAGGUGAAAUAUAAUCUAGUUCAACUAGAUAUUAUCAAUGCAAAAAUAGGAAAACUUAAAGAUUCCUCCCCUAAAAAAUUAUCAACAUCAUUAAAUGAUGUAGAGAAUUCAGUGAAACGAAUUAAAAAUCAACUAUUGGAUAUUUCAUUGUAUUUACAAGUGGAUAUCGAUGGGAUAGGACGUGUGAAUCGUGCUUUAGAAUCACAAAUUAAUGGCUUACAUGAUUUAUCACAUCAAUUACAAAGUGAAUUGGUUAGAUUACAGAAUCCUAUAGACUGUAAAACUGCUAAAUAUGUGGUUGCAUCAUUGAAUCGACCUUGUGCUUUCGGUUGUAAUGCACAUCAUCUAAUGCAUUGUUUUCAAAUGGCUUAUGCAACUGGACGUACACUUGUUCUGUCUACAUCAAGUGGUGAUUCAUAUACAAACUGGUGGAUAGAUAAUUUUCUACCAUUAUCGAAUAAAUGCUCUGUAAAUGAUAUUUCAUCGACAAUUCAUAACUCUUUUAUUGAUCAGAAAGCGUUGGAUACUUAUCAAGCAGUCAGUUGUCCGUAUAUCAAUGAAAUAAGCUCUUUGUUUACUUGGAGUCCACCAGCAGUACCUUGGCACAUAAGUGAAAAGCUAUCACUUUUACACGGUACACCAUUCAUAUGGUUUACUGGUCAACUGGCGGCAUAUUUAAUGCGUCCAAAGUUUGAUUUGAAUGAAGAGAUGAAAAUGUUCAGUAAAAAUCGAUCUGAAUCACCUAUUGUUGGUAUUCAUAUUCGGCGCACUGAUAAAAUAAAUACAGAAGCUGCUUUUCACAGUUUAGAAGAAUAUAUGAAUGAGGUAGAGCGAUAUUUCCAAUUCAUAGACGCAAGACGUCAAAUGAUGUCGAGAACCGAAGAAUGGAAAGAUGAUAUAAAAUCACCAUUUCAUCAACGUAUUUACCAUCAAUUGGAACCAAUUCAACGACGAGUGUUUAUCGCCACAGACGAUCCGACUGUAUUUGAUGAAGCCAAGUCAAAGUAUAAAAACUACACAUUCUAUGGUGAUCGUAGACGUGCUAAUUCAGCAAAUGUCUUUAAACGACGCGAAAAAGAUUCAAUUAUGGGCAUAGUUGUUGAUAUCCUCUUGUUAUCAAAAACUGACUAUAUAGUUUGUACUUUUUCAUCACAAGUUUGUCGAUUAGCCUAUGAAUUAAUGCAAUCGAAUUAUUUGGAAUUUGGUGAUGCAAGUCAACAAUUUCAUUCAUUAGAUGAUAUUUACUAUUUUGGUGGUCAACAAUCAUCCCCAUAUGAAGUGAUUAUACCAGAUGAUGAAAAUAAUUUACAACUUGGUGAAUUAGUCCACUUUUAUGGAAAUCAUUGGAAUGGUUAUUCUAAAGUGGAAAAAUUGAAUUCAAAUCGUAGGAUAAUUGCACCAGCGUUUAAAUUCUCCCCAAGGAUAAUAACCGCCAAUAUGACUGGUGCACAUUGAGACAGAUAGAAUGUAUAGAGAAGAAGCAGAAGAUAUGACUGUUUACAAAUACUUUACUGUAUCUUUCUGUCGUCUAUCCUUACUUGUAGAAUGGAAAUUGUUUUUCUUCUUUUGAUACACAAUUGUUGUUUUUAUUUUAUAUUUUACAUGCUAUCUGAUUCAGACAUACAUGGUUUGCUUUGUUGAAUUGUAAAACUGAAGUCGACAGUAGUCCCCUUUCCUCUGACUGCCUCGUUUUUCUCACAGAAUACACGUGUGUGUGUGUGUGAGAGAGAGAGGAUAACAUGAAGAAAGGGUGAUUGUGUACUGCCUUGUCCUUUGAUUUAAUGACAGAAUAAGUGAGUCUUGUGUACAUUUCUUCUGCAUCUGAAUUCGAGAAUCAUGUACAUGUGUUGUAGAUGGAUUAAUUGUUUCGAUGAAAUUCCUUUGUCUUACAUUAAACUUAUACACAUGAACCCACCAUAGAAAGAAGUUUUAACUUAAUCAAUGACUGUUUUUAUCCUCAUUUAUUUGUUAACUUGUAUGUGAUUGGUCAUUGCUCAUUUUAUUGGCACUAUUAUUACCUUGGAUGAGAACAAUUUGGUUCUGUUGACGGUUGAAGUAGCCGUGACCUUUUGUAAGGAUAAGUUGAGCAGUACAUAGUGUAGUGUGUGUGUGUGUAUGUGUGUGCAUGUGUGUAUGAUAGAAACAAUUGAAGUUCUCCUUUUCUAUCUUCUCUAUCCUUUGUUACUUCAAAUUCACUUUUCCAGUUUGUUUUGCAUGGUAUGGGUUCACGCUUUCAUUCCUCUUCUUCUGUUGCUGCUGCCACCUCUACUUUUUAACAUGGUGUAUAUUGUAUGUAUGAAUUUGUUUCGCAGUUUUUUUAUUACUAUUUUGGUCAUUUGUGCAACACAUAACACAAGUGCGUCCCAUAGGUGUGAUUUUCUUAUUCAUUUAAAAGCAUAACACUUCUGCAUGGUCAGAUUGACCCUUUGCAUCGAAUCACUGAUGGUAUCUGUUCUAACUGGAUUCGAUAUAUGGGACUGGGCUAGUUUAUCUUAUUGGUCGCAAUAUUCAUCAAUUGCCUAUUUUAUUUUUAUUGAUUAAGGAUUGUCUCUUUACUUUUCUCUUUUCUCCCCUACGAUUUUGUAUAUUGUGCAUUGGUGUUGUUUUGUUUCUUAUGGUAUGUGUUGUACGCCUUUUCACUUUAUCUCUUAUAAAUCUUUUAAUUGUUGGCCUGUUUUUCUUUUCAAUAAAUUCUUUUCAGCACAC
Messenger RNA from Heterobilharzia americana, 3322 nucleotides. Lineage: Eukaryota; Metazoa; Platyhelminthes; Trematoda; Strigeidida; Schistosomatidae. The record is from the annotation of a GenBank genome assembly.